CAUAAGGCUGGUGCUCAGACCGGAUUAGUUGAUUGAAGAGCAGGCUCAGCGCUGGAUCGUUCCUGCUGAAGACAGCUACAGAGCCACUCUUCCCCACCGUACCUUCAUGUGAUCAUCCAUUGCUGUCUCCUCCAAUCAAGUUUCUCCAGUGGUGUCUUCUGCCAGUGCCAUCCCCAUCUGAAUCCAGGUGUCUGGACGUCAGUCGCACAAUGCAGGCCGCAGAGGAGGCCUGUGCUCAGCUGGAGGAUGAGUUGCUCUUUUGUGAGGAUUGCCGGUUGUACUUCAGAGACUCCUGUCCACAACAUGGAGCUCCAACUUUUAUCUUGGACACGCCAGUUCCAGAAAAUGUGCAGUCCCGUGCUUUACUAUCUCUGCCAGACGGACUGGUAGUUAAGGAAAGAUCUCAAGGAGGCUUUGGAGUGUGGUGCACUAUUCCCAUCAUUCCCCGGGGUUGCAUCUUUGGCCCAUUUGAAGGCGAAAUUUUAGUGGAUAGGAGUGAAUGUACCGUCUACUCUUGGGCGAUUAGAGACAAUGGAUCCUAUUUUUAUAUUGAUGCCAGUGAUGACUCCAAAAGCAGCUGGAUGAGGUAUGUGGCGUGUGCAUCAACAGAAGAGGAGCACAAUCUGACAGUGUUUCAGUACCGGGGAAAAAUCUACUAUCGUGCAUGCCAGCCUAUCCCUUCAGGCGCAGAACUGCUGGUGUGGAUUGGGGAGGAGUAUGCUAGGACCCUCGGACUCAAAUUAGGUGAGCAUUUUAAAUACGAAUUUGGUGAGAAGGAACUUCUAAUGAAGCUUUUUCAAGACCUACAUUUAAAGACCCUUGAUUCAUUGCCAAAUCACAUAUCCCCGCGGAGUCAGUAUGUGUGCAGUGAUAUGAGCACCCCUAUAAUGCAGUCACACAAGCAGAAUUACCCACUAAACAAUAUAGGGCAUUCUUCAUCGGGCUUCCAGCUGCUUGAGGGAACUCAGAAUUUGGUAAGCCUUGGUCGGGCUCAGAGCCGCUAUUGGACUUUUUUUGGCUUUCAGGGUGAUGCCUAUGGCCGAAUAAUUGAUAAAACCAAGAUUAUUUGCAAAUUGUGCGGUGUUAGACUUUCAUACAGUGGCAACACCACUAAUCUGAGGCAACAUCUUAUUUAUAAGCAUAGACAGGAGUACAAUGAAUUAGUGGGAACACAGGGGGCAGUAGUGGAGCCACAAAAGAACAUUGAUUCUGUCUCCCCACGUGAGCUGCCAUCCAGGGCUGUAGUGACCCCUACUGUGAGUAGAACAACCAAAGCUGUGGCAGAUUUUAUCGUUCGGGAUCUAAUGCCAGUUGAAAUAAUCGAAGGUGAAGGUUUUGUGCAAAUGCUAUCCAUUUUGGAUCCCAAUUACAAAUUACCAGCAGCCUCUUUCUUGGCUCAUACAAUCUUGCAAGAGAUGCACAUUCAAGCCAAGUUAAGAGUGAUGGAACUGGUGAAAAAUCUACAAGAGUGUUCUGUCAGUCUUGACCUAUGGAAACAUAGCGGCUCCUUGUCCUACCUCACGCUUACUAUACAUUAUGUCAAUGAAGCUUUUGAAUCCAGGAAUAUGGUGCUAUCAAGUAGGGUUGUUUCAGAAGACCUUUCUGAAGAAAGCCUAAAAUUAGUUCUUCAAGAUGUUGCAGAUGAAUGGGGAAUACGAGCAAACACGUUCUAUGCAGUGGGACUCAGCAGUCCUUCUGUUAAAAUAGCAGCUUCUAAAGUGGGUUGGAAGUCUCUGCCAUGUGUUGGACAGGUUUUGAAAAAUUGCAUUGAAGCUAUACUCCAGCACCAUACUAUACAGACCACAUUAGAUAGGUACCGAAGAUUGAUAGCCACUAUUUUCUCAUCAGCAGCCCAAAAUGAAGAGCUGACCACACAUGGACCUGUUUUGAAGGUCCAUUUAAAAAUGUUCCUACGGGAUGGUACAAAGUGGUACAGUAUCUACACGUUAUUGCAAAGCAUAGUGGACCAUUCCAAGUUUUUUAAAGGCUUAAUUGAGACUUUGAAUGAAGAUGGUAUUUCUCUGCAGCCAGACGACUGGUCAAUACUCCAAGAUGUCGUAGACAUCCUUAAACCAUUAUUUAUUGCUACCUCAACCUUUACCAAAGAUCAGUUUGUGGGAUUGUCACUGGUAAAGCCAGUAAUCACCAGUUUGUUAUAUAAACAUUUGGCCCCUAACGAGUGGGACUCAGAAUUUUCCAAGAACAUCAAAAAGGCCAUACAUGAGGAGUUGAGUUUUAAGUAUUCAGAUUCCGAAGUAAAUCAGGUUCUCAACUUGGCAUGUGCUUUGGACCCUCGUUUCCGUGGCCUUGAUUUCCUCAGCCAACCAGACCGUGUAGAGACCCUUCAUGUGCUGAAGCUUGAGGCUUCAAGCCUGGCAAAAAUACAGACAACGGAACCAAUUUGUGUUACACCCGAACCUCAAAAUUCAAGACCACCGUCCAAAAAAACCAAGCAGGACUCUGGUAUAGAGUUUCUUUUGGGAGACUUGUGUAAUGUAAGAAAUUCAUCAGCUAGCACUGUAAACCAGCAGGCAGAGCAGGAGAUUAGUAGCUUCCAGACAAGUGAGGCUUCCUCUUUAUGCCAGGACCCAUUACAGUGGUGGAAGAUGCACCACACACAAUACCCUCUUCUGGCACGAGCAGCCCGUAAACUGUUGGCUAUCCCUGCCACUUCUGUACCCACAAACUGGUUGUUCACAGAUGCCGGCCUGACUGUUUACCGCAAGCGCUCUGCUCUAACUGCAGAACAUGUUGAUAUGCUAGUCUUUCUCAAUGGCAAUAGGUUAGUUCUUUAAAGCUCGGCUGGUUGGUACUUCGCGUUUGUGCCUCUCCCACUCCAAUUGUAGCCACCCUUUGCAAGUGGCCCAUCAUAUAUUCUCCAGGUCUGAUCUAGUGCUUCCUCUACUUUCCUAAAAGAGGAUAAGCUAAGAGACGUUUGUUCACACCAAUAUCUGUAAUAUACAGUACAUAGUAGACUAUUUCACAGCUAAUUAUUGUUUUUAUGUUAUUUUUUUAUGUUAGUGUAUUGUCUGUCACAAGUGACCCAGUUCUCCUCCUUUUAAAGGCAUAUAUAUGUAGCAUAGAUUUCCGUUCCUGUUCUUGACUGUGUUGUAAGCACUGCAGUAGGUAUCCCCUUUCUUUACUUUUGGGGAAAGGUUUGUGCUGACUGCAGUUAUGCAAUCCGAAAGCAAAUCUAGUAUUGCACACAGAUGAUGGAAUGUAUGGAAAUCGAUAUGGGGCUAGUUGUUUUUAAAUGAAACUCAUUCAAAGGCAUGAAGCAGAGCUCUUAACGAUGUUUCUGAGGUGAACAAACCCUUUCUAUGUGCAUUAGCCAGAGCAGACCAGCUGUCACAAAGAGCAGUCUAGCUGGGACAACCCCUUCAAGCUUUAUUUACUGCCAGAUGGAUGCCCUGCCCUUUGAUUAACAGAUCGGCAUAAAUCUGAUAAUGUACCUAAUCAGUUUUGCUGCAUGGGAGGUUUUUUAUUUUUUCCGUUAACAUCCUCUUUGUCCAAAGACCUGCGUGUCCAUAGGAAUAUAUAUGCCUGUCCUGAGUGUACACCGUAUCCACACACACAUUGAACCCCUUUUCUGUAGUUGUAGUACCACAGAUGAGCAGAUGGGGCAGAAUUCGAGAAGACAGUAUUAUACUGCUGUGUUGUUUUUACGACUUAGCUCUAAACCCACCUUUCAUAUACUAUAGUCAAUAUAUUGAUGCAAAGGUCUACCAUUUUUCAUCCAUAAGCUAGAAGAGUAAGAGACUAAGCUUACUGAGCCUAUGCAGGACAUAGGGAGAGAGCAACUAAUGAAUAAUCCCUUGUUCUGGCCAACUGGAGGCCACAUCAGAGGGGCCAUUACCACUUCUCCUUGGAGCUUUUUGUAGUUAGUCCUAAGCCUACCAGUAUGAUCAACAGAUGUAAAAUCUGUCAAAUUGUAUUUGGAUUAACAAAAAAAUAAAUUCCCAUAUGCUACUUGGAAACAGUCAGGAAACUGCUGUUGACAGAUCUAAUCGUAUUGUGUUUUUAUAAUCCUCUUCUGAUAUUAAUGGGCUGUUUGGCUCCUUGAGACCAAAUUACCCCCUUUAAUCUGUCAUGCCUAAUGUAGGUAAUGGAUAUUCCUAUGUUAAUCAGACGAUGUACCGUAAAUGUUAAUUCUCCAGUGCUGAACUAUAAAACGGUCUGUUUUCAGAAGCAUGCUUGAUGAUGGAUUCCAUUUAGCAAUUGAUUUUGUACUGCAAAACAAGUGAAGCCAUGACGAGAAAUGUAAUAUAGCUAUAUUUUACAUUUGAUGACUGGUAACCAGUUUUAGUGGAGCUUCACUAGUGAUUCGAAGUAAAUAAAUGCACCAAUGUAGUUUAGACUGUUUUAUAUCAGCGAGACCUUGUUGAGACACUAUUUAGUGCACAUACUUCAAAAAUUAUAAUUUUUAUGCCCCUGUUUUGAUCUGCAGGACUGCAUUACUAUAAAAAUGUCAUAUAAGCCUUAAUUUAACCCCUUUCCAUCCUACGUAAUACUAUGACGUUGCUUCAAGUACCUAGUUAAUGCAAACUGACAUAAUAGUACAGCACAGUGAUAACGCAGGCUCAGGAGCUGUGUCUGUGCCAUCACUCAUACAGCUGUUCUCACUGCCAUGGAUCAGAAAUAACUCUGAUCCAGUCACUUUAACUCCUCAUAUGCCGAAGUCAAUAGUGACCAUGGCAUCUGAGUGCUUAGACAGAGGGAGGGACCUGCCACAAUCGCUGUGUGCUGAGUACUUGUUAUGGCAGACCCACCAUAUUGCUACAUCUAUUACCCACUGGCAGAAUGUAAUAGAAUAUCUGUAAAAAUGCCUAUACACUGUAAUACAAAAGUAUUACAGUGUACACUACCAGCGAUUAAACGAUCACAGGUUUAGGUCCCACAAGGGGAC
Molecule: messenger RNA, 4906 nt
Organism: Bufo bufo (common toad)
Lineage: Eukaryota; Metazoa; Chordata; Amphibia; Anura; Bufonidae
Product: E3 SUMO-protein ligase ZBED1-like
Exons: 7
Coding region: 210-2795 (861 amino acids)
Molecular function (GO): protein dimerization activity; DNA binding
Source: RefSeq, a predicted model, not a curated record